Messenger RNA from Carcharodon carcharias (great white shark), 1431 nucleotides. RefSeq names its product neuronal-specific septin-3-like. Gene Ontology annotation, cellular component: septin ring; septin complex; microtubule cytoskeleton. Bases 44 to 1300 code for a protein of 418 amino acids. The record is from RefSeq and is a predicted model, not a curated record. The transcript has 10 exons. Gene Ontology annotation, biological process: cytoskeleton-dependent cytokinesis. NCBI's taxonomy places the organism in Eukaryota, Metazoa, Chordata, Chondrichthyes, Lamniformes, Lamnidae. Gene Ontology annotation, molecular function: GTPase activity; GTP binding; molecular adaptor activity.
CCAAGCAAGGCUGACGCGGAAUUCAAUACUGAGUGAGGAUCCGAUGUUGAGUCCACAGAUAAAGGAAAAUCUGGGAGCUGAGGUGAAGAGGAAUCCUUCCUUCUCAAAAUCAGUCGACUUGGGAAUAACCUAUCUCGGUCCCGACUUCAAAGUGUCAGAGAGUAUCUACCAUGACGGAAAAGUGGAAAAGGAAAAUCAGGAUCUAAGUCUUGAAACAGAAGUAAACAUGCAGCUCAAGAAACAAGGAUUAGAACUGAAAGAGGUGAAAACGAACAUGGCGGAGAGAACGCAGGAGACUGGAGUUGUUUGUUCAGCAGAAUUCAAGAAGGAUGUCACUGGAAGAGAUCUGUUUGGAUAUGUUGGGAUUGAAGCAGUUCUGGAUCAGAUGAGGCGUAAAGCCAUGAAAACAGGAUUUGAGUUUAACAUCAUGGUCGUAGGUGAAAGCGGACUCGGAAAGUCAACGUUAGUGAACACCCUGUUCAAGUCGAAAGUCAGUAGGAAGUCUUGCACGCCCAACUUUGUGGAAAAAAUCCCCAGAACUGUGGAGCUACAGACGAUUAGUCACAUUAUUGAAGAAAAAGGAGUAAAAAUGAAUCUGACGGUUAUUGACACACCGGGAUUUGGUGAUCAAAUAAACAAUGAAAACUGCUGGGAACCAAUUGUGAAAUACAUUAAUGAGCAGUAUGAGAAGUACCUGAGGGAGGAGAUUAAUAUCAACCGGAAAAAGCGGAUUCCCGAUACUAGAGUUCACUGUUGUGUCUACUUUGUGCCUCCCACAGGACAUUGGUUACGACCAUUGGACAUAGAGUUCAUGAACCGGCUAGACAAAAUAGUCAACAUAGUCCCAGUCAUCGCUAAAGCUGAUACACUCACCUUAGAUGAGAGACGAGAAUUUAAACAAAGGAUUCGACAAGACCUGAGAAAUUACUCCAUUAGUGUUUACCCGCAGACAGAGUUUGAUGAAGAUCCUGAAGACAAAUUAUUAAACGAUACAGUAAGAGAAAAAAUUCCCUUUGCAGUUGUUGGCACUGACCAGGAACAUCAAGUGAACGGGAAGAAGAUUUUAGGCAGGAAAACAAAGUGGGGAAUUAUCGAAGUUGAAAACGGUGCACACUGUGAAUUUGCAAACCUAAGGGAUCUACUGAUCAGGUCUCACCUCCAGGAUCUGAAAGACGUCACACACAAGAUCCAUUACGAGACCUACAGAGUGCGGCGAUUAAAUGAAAGCAAUGGCAUUGUCAAGGGUUUGCCGAAAGAGAACUAUGUAGCCACCAAAGAAGAUCUGGAGAACAAUCUCUGAGACCCAGCCCCACCAACCAAGAAUAAACUUUGCUUUCCCCAUCUCCUCUGCAUUGUACAGUUUUCAUAUUUCAGAUAGAACUGGAGACAAAAAGCGUUUUCUGUAUUAAAGGAAGGCUGUGGGAAUGAGAA